AUGGCCCCAUUAGCCCCUUCCAUCAUCAACGCCCUUUACUCGGAGCCCACCUCCACCUACUCCAUCCCCGCCAUGCCGCUUGUCACUCAGCUCUCCGCGCUGGCGACCAUCGUCACCCCGACGACUCCCUACACACCCAUGGCCUCUCCGUCUAGUAUCUCAGACAUCCUCCACGAGAUCUCCAAAGCAGAUGUCGCUGCUGAGCCUACUUCCACUCUGGACCUCAAAGUGAAGUCCAGCAGCUCUGGCGCUGAAGGCGGUUUGUCGACUAUAGCUGUAGUCGGCAUUAUCGGUGGUAUUCUUGUGGGUAUGCUUAUCCUAGGAUUCAUUGUUGUGAAAAUGUGCCACCACUAA
Messenger RNA from Alternaria conjuncta, 354 nucleotides. RefSeq lists its product as uncharacterized. Bases 1 to 354 code for a protein of 117 amino acids. The record is from RefSeq and is a predicted model, not a curated record. The transcript has a single exon. NCBI's taxonomy places the organism in Eukaryota, Fungi, Ascomycota, Dothideomycetes, Pleosporales, Pleosporaceae.